CUACGUCACUGUUUGGAUCUGACAGCUUCUGCGACCAUUUUACUCAGUGGUGUCUCGUGCUGUUACGGUAAAGGAAUUAAGAAAAACAAAAUCGUGAAAAAUAACCUCUCUGGAAAUGGACGGUGAUGUGGCAGUUGGCGUUAAGAGAGGCUCAGACGAACUGAACCUCUACAGCAGCAGCCCCAACUCUGUUACAGCCAACGGCGGCGACAGCAAGAAGCUGAGGGUGGAGGAGCGUGCCGAGAGCCCCCCCUCCCGCGUGCUCCACAUCCGCAAGCUCCCCAGCGAGGUGUCUGAGACCGAGGUCAUCGCCCUGGGCCUGCCCUUCGGCAAGGUCACCAACAUCCUGAUGCUGAAGGGGAAGAACCAGGCCUUCCUGGAGCUGGGCACCGAGGAGGCCGCCGUUACCAUGGUGAACUACUACACGGCCGUCACGCCUCAGGUGCGGAACGUUCCCGUGUUCAUCCAGUUCUCCAACCACAAGGAGCUGAAGACCGACAGCGCCCUCAACCAGAGGGCCCAGGCGGUGCUCCAGGCGGUGUCGGCGGUGCAGGAGGGGGGCUCCCCUAGCUCUGACCCCGGGGCCCUGGACAGCCUGGCCCCCGCCCCCAGCCCUGUCCUCAGGAUAAUCAUAGACAACAUGUUCUACCCCGUCACCCUGGACGUGCUGCAGCAGAUCUUCUCCAAGUUUGGCACAGUGAUGAAGAUCAUCACCUUCACCAAGAACAACCAGUUCCAGGCCCUGCUGCAGUUCAGCGAGCCUGUCAACGCCCAGCAGGCCAAGCUGUCUCUAGACGGUCAGAACAUCUAUAACUCCUGCUGCACGCUGCGUAUUGACUUCUCUAAGCUGGUCAACCUGAACGUGAAGUACAACAACGAUAAGAGUCGUGACUACACGCGUCCAGAGCUGCCCGCGGGAGACGGCCAGCCCCCCGUAGACCCCAACAUGGCUGGCCUAAGCAAGGACUCCUCCUCCCUGCUGGGUACUCCCUCCGGCAUGGUGGGCCCCUACUCUGGAGGUGGAGCCUACGGAUCCUCUCUCUCUCUCUCCCAGGGCGGAGGUACCAUCAGUCCCCUGAGUGCGGCGGCGGCAGCGGCAGCAGCUGCAGGCAGGGUGGCUCUGUCUGGACACUCUGGAGUCAGCGGAGUCCUGCUGGCCAGCAACCUCAACGAGGAGAUGAUCACGCCCCACAGUCUCUUUACUCUCUUUGGGGUGUACGGUGACGUGCAGCGCGUGAAGAUCCUCUACAACAAGAAGGACAGCGCUCUCAUCCAGUUAGCUGAUGGGAAUCAGGCCCAGCUGGCUAUGAGCCACCUGAACGGUCAGAAGAUGUACGGUAAAAUCAUCCGUGUGACGCUGUCCAAGCACCAGACGGUGGCUCUCCCCCGGGACGGGCUGGACGACCAGGGCCUCACCAAGGACUUCAGCAACUCCCCCCUGCACCGCUUCAAGAAGCCCGGCUCCAAGAACUUCCAGAACAUCUUCCCCCCCUCCUCAACGCUCCACCUCUCCAACAUCCCGGAGGACGUAACAGAAGAAGACAUCAGCCUGCUGUUCUCCAACGCUGGAGGCACGGUGAAGGCCUUCAAGUUCUUCCAGGACCACAAGAUGGCGCUCCUUCAGAUGAGCACAGUGGAGGAGGCCAUCCAGGGGCUUAUCGAUCUCCACAACUACGACAUGGGAUCCAACCACCACCUCAAGGUCUCCUUCUCCAAGUCCACCAUCUAGAUGAGGAGGAGCCACACAACAGACUCCUCGCCUAGCCCCGCCCCUUGUCCCACAGCCACGCCCACUUGGAUUGGCCUCACCCGUAGUAGUCACCGUCUCCAUGGAAACCGCGGAGAGUCCCAUAUGCUAGGAGAAACCAGGGCAUCCAGUCGUUCCUUUUUUAGACGAUUGAUAAUUUGACUAUUGUUGUUAUUGUUAGUGUAGUGUAUUGAUAUUAAAGCUCCGAUUAGGAUAUGAAGAAGGAAUUUACCAAGUCUGUCAUCUUAUGACAGCCUCUAAUACCCAAGACCCCGUCCCCAUCUGUGUGUUCUAGACAGGCUCCGCCCCCUCCUGUGUGGUCUAGACAGGCUCCGCCCCCUCCUGUGUGGUCUAGACAGGCUCCGCCCCCUCCUGUGUGGUCUAGACAGGCUCCGCCCCCUCCUGUGUGGUCUAGACAGGCUCCGCCCCCUCCUGUGUUCUAGACAGGCUCCGCCCCCUCCUGUUUGUUCUAGACAGGCUCCGCCCCCUCCUGUUUGUUCUAGACAGGCUCCGCCCCCUCUGUGUUCAUAUGCGAGAGGAGGCUCUUUCUUUUGAUUAGAUUUAAUCAGCAAACAUGUGCCUUACUCUGAAAAAUAUUAUCAACACUCCCCUUGCAUUUUUCUCCCCAGAGAUACAGGGUUAGGCACAUCCUGAUUGUUGUUUCCCCCCCAGUUAUCUUCUAUUUUGUACAGAACCCCCCCCCCCCUCGUUUUGGUUUCAAGUUUCUUUGCGUAUAGUUGAGAACUCGUAGACACACACACACAGUUUAAGCUCAUGUAGAAUUUUUGGGGGCUUUUGAUGUUUUGACCAGUACCAGGAAGUCGUUUUAACUCCCCCUCCCCCAGAACAUCUUGGGGUUGUCAUGGAUACGUUGGUCAAGAGGGCCAGACAUCCCCCCUCUCCUCGUUUCUAUUGCAUGCAUCAAACAUGAAGAUGAACUGAUACGUACAGCAUGUGACGCUGAUGAUGGUGAUGGUGUUUUUGUGAUUGUAGAAGAGAAACUGAUUCUUCUUGGGACCAAAGUUGAUGUGCCUUUCAUCGUACUUUACUGCUGUGGGUAUUAAACACACUCCUUGUCUGUUCUGUUAAAACAUGUUUCAAUAUCAAGUCCUGUGAGAAGGAAGUCACAUCAUGAGGUGAACAAUCUUCUGUGAUGUUGAUGUUUUACAAAAGGAAAGGAAAAAGAAAAAAGAAUUGUGCACAUUUUUUAUGCAUCUUCAGUUAAAAGUUGUUGCCACGUUUGAGAAAAAAUAAUUUAAAUUUUUUUGAUUUUGUUUUGAUUGGACUGUGUUGGGAUGAUGUUCUAUUUGAGUUUCAGUUUCUGCAUAUGGGUUGUGCUCCUGCUCAGUGUGGCUCAAUUAAACGUCCCUUUUCUACACACUGA
This is a messenger RNA of Osmerus eperlanus (European smelt), 3131 nucleotides long. It is a transcript of the gene ptbp2b, whose product is annotated as polypyrimidine tract binding protein 2b. The transcript is spliced from 14 exons. Gene Ontology annotation, molecular function: mRNA binding. Bases 116 to 1729 code for a protein of 537 amino acids. Lineage: Eukaryota; Metazoa; Chordata; Actinopteri; Osmeriformes; Osmeridae. Gene Ontology annotation, cellular component: nucleus. Gene Ontology annotation, biological process: regulation of RNA splicing; mRNA processing. The record is from RefSeq and is a predicted model, not a curated record.